AUGGCUCCCGUGGCACCAAGCCUCGCACAAAGCGAGCCAAAAUCCAAAUUCUUCAAUCGCAUUGGUCUUGAAGAGAGUAAUAAAACGCAUCGGCAUCUCUAUACACUCAUGAAAGUACGAGACUCCGGAUGGCUGCAUGCGUAUUUCCGCUGAUGACGAUGUAGGGAGAAGCAGCGGACGGAUGGACCCGGAUAACUCAAGAUCGAAACUCUCUCUUGCCACAGUUUCGCGAAGACCGAGCGAUAGGGUCUUCCUACUCAUUUGGCAUGAUUACAGAAGCCGCAGUCCAGCGAGAGAUUGUUCGCAUAUACCAGAAUGCCCGCCCAGACACAAAGAUUAUGUACGGGCUUGGCCAUGACACCGAGGGAGAUGUUGAGAGUAAUUGGAUAAUCCGGUGGCUUUUGUGGCAUGUGUUCCGUUACCGCGACGAAAGGAAUGCCGGUAUCUGUCCAAGGGUCGUGCCAUCGCUUUCGCCUACAGCAGGAAGUGAUGCAGAUAUUGCGCAGGCCAUCGGAAACUCGUCCGAUAUCACCACAUUUGAGUCAACGGUGGCAGCAGCUACGACUGCGUCGGAGGAGGUCUUGGAUAUCGCGAAUGCCAUUUCGCCGGCCGCACCAGGUGAUGCAAUUACGAACACGACAAGAUACUGGGACCCGGUUCGAGAGCGGUUCCGAAGCUGA
Molecule: messenger RNA, 680 nt
Organism: Lecanosticta acicola
Lineage: Eukaryota; Fungi; Ascomycota; Dothideomycetes; Mycosphaerellales; Mycosphaerellaceae
Source: the annotation of a GenBank genome assembly